GCAGACUUAGAGGACAAUUAUAGGACUUGUUAUGACCUGUGUCUACAGGGAAUAAAGGAGAGCAGUACCUUUUAUCAGGGCUUGGAAGUCACCCUAUGCACUCUGAGAAAAGAUGAACUGUUUCCUUAAGUUCUUCUAGCAUGAGCGUACAGGUUGUAUGAUGCUGCAGAGGACAAAUUUUCAGGAGACAGAAGAUGCCACAUUGCUCUGUGAACAUGGGCAUUUGGUGAGGCAUGAAGGAGCAGCAAGUGAACACACAGAAGAACCUAUCAGAUGUCCUAGACUGAAGGUGCCAUAGACACCAUGACAGAAAGGAACCAAACUCUUAUCUCUCAGUUCCUCCUCCUGGGCCUACCCAUCCCUCCAGAGCACCAGCACCUGUUCUAUGCCUUGUUCCUGGCCAUGUACCUCACCACUGUCCUGGGGAACCUCAUCAUCAUCAUCCUUAUUCUACGGGACUCACAUCUCCACACACCCAUGUACUUGUUUCUCAGCAACUUGUCCUUCUCUGACCUCUGCUUUUCCUCUGUCACAAUGCCCAAAUUGCUGCAGAACAUGCAGAGCCAAGUUCCAUCUAUCCCCUAUGCAGGAUGCCUGGCACAAAUAUACUUCUUCCUGUUUUUUGGAGACCUAGGGAACUUCCUCCUUGUGGCCAUGGCCUAUGACCGCUAUGUGGCCAUCUGCUUCCCCCUUCAUUACAUGAGCAUCAUGAGCCCCAAGCUCUGUGUGAGUCUGGUGCUGCUGUCCUGGGUACUGACCACCUUCCAUGCCAUGCUGCACACCCUGCUCAUGGCCAGAUUGUCAUUCUGUGAGGACAAUGUGAUCCCUCACUAUUUCUGCGAUAUGUCUGCUCUGCUAAAGCUGGCCUGCUCUGACACCAGUGUUAAUGAGGUGGUGAUAUUUAUUGUGGUCAGCAUCUUUCUUGUCCUUCCAUUUGCACUCAUUAUCAUGUCCUAUGUAAGAAUUGUGUCUUCCAUUCUCAAGGUCCCUUCUUCUCAAGGUAUUUACAAAGCCUUCUCCACAUGUGGAUCCCACCUGUGUGUGGUGUCACUGUUCUAUGGGACAGUCAUUGGUCUCUACUUAUGUCCUUCCAGUAAUAAUUCUACUGUAAAGGAGACUGUCAUGUCUUUGAUGUACACAGUGGUGACUCCCAUGCUGAACCCCUUUAUCUACAGCCUGAGGAACAGAGACAUAAAGGGGGCUCUGGAAAGAAUCUUUUGCAAAGGGAAAAUUCAACUAAACCUAUAA
This is a messenger RNA of Mastomys coucha (southern multimammate mouse), 1248 nucleotides long. RefSeq names its product olfactory receptor 1. Gene Ontology annotation, biological process: G protein-coupled receptor signaling pathway. Lineage: Eukaryota; Metazoa; Chordata; Mammalia; Rodentia; Muridae. Gene Ontology annotation, molecular function: G protein-coupled receptor activity; olfactory receptor activity. Gene Ontology annotation, cellular component: membrane. The record is from RefSeq and is a predicted model, not a curated record. The transcript is spliced from 3 exons. Bases 304 to 1248 code for a protein of 314 amino acids.